This is a messenger RNA of Vicugna pacos (alpaca), 3363 nucleotides long. The record is from RefSeq and is a predicted model, not a curated record. Lineage: Eukaryota; Metazoa; Chordata; Mammalia; Artiodactyla; Camelidae.
CCCGCUGUGCGGGGGCCACCUAGGACCCUCCGGCCGUCCCCCUCCCUCCCUCGCCCUGCCCCCUCCCCACGGCGCGAACCCGGGUGUCCACAGCGCCCAGCUUUUGAGCUCGCGUCCCAGGCCGGCGGGGGGGAGGGGAAGAGAGGGGACCCCGGACCCCCGCUCCCCCCCCGACCCGGCCGCCCAGUCCCCCGAGACCUGGAGAAAAUGUCUUCACGGACGGCGCUGGCCCCGGGCAACGAUCGGAACUCGGACACGCAUGGCACCCUGGGCAGUGGCCGCUCCUCGGACAAGGGACCGUCCUGGUCCAGCCGCUCCUUGGGUGCCCGCUGCCGGAACUCCAUCGCCUCCUGUCCCGAGGAGCAGCCCCAUGUGGGCAACUACCGCCUCCUGAGGACCAUCGGGAAGGGUAACUUUGCCAAAGUCAAGCUGGCCCGGCACAUCCUUACUGGCCGGGAGGUCGCCAUCAAGAUCAUCGACAAAACCCAGCUGAAUCCCAGCAGCCUGCAGAAGCUGUUCCGAGAAGUCCGCAUCAUGAAGGGCCUAAACCACCCCAACAUCGUGAAGCUCUUUGAGGUGAUUGAGACGGAGAAGACGCUGUACCUGGUGAUGGAAUAUGCAAGUGCCGGAGAAGUGUUUGACUACCUCGUGUCGCACGGCCGCAUGAAGGAGAAGGAAGCUCGAGCCAAGUUCCGACAGAUUGUGUCGGCUGUGCACUACUGUCACCAGAAAAACAUUGUCCACAGGGACCUGAAGGCUGAGAACCUCUUGCUAGACGCCGAGGCCAACAUCAAGAUCGCCGACUUUGGCUUCAGCAAUGAGUUCACGUUAGGCUCAAAGCUGGACACGUUCUGUGGGAGCCCCCCAUACGCCGCCCCGGAGCUGUUCCAGGGCAAAAAGUACGACGGGCCGGAGGUGGACAUCUGGAGCCUCGGCGUCAUCCUCUACACCCUCGUCAGCGGCUCCCUGCCUUUCGAUGGGCACAACCUCAAGGAGCUGCGGGAGCGAGUCCUCAGAGGGAAGUACCGAGUCCCUUUCUACAUGUCAACAGACUGUGAGAGCAUCCUGCGGAGAUUUUUGGUGCUGAACCCAGCUAAACGCUGUACUCUCGAGCAAAUCAUGAAAGACAAGUGGAUCAACAUCGGCUAUGAGGGUGAGGAGUUGAAGCCAUACACAGAGCCCGAGGAGGACUUCGGGGACACCAAGCGAAUCGAGGUGAUGGUGGGUAUGGGCUACACACGGGAAGAAAUCAAAGAGGCCUUGACCAGCCAGAAGUACAACGAAGUGACCGCCACCUACCUCCUGCUGGGCAGGAAGACUGAGGAGGGUGGGGACCGGGGCGCCCCAGGGCUGGCCCUGGCACGGGUGCGGGCGCCCAGCGACACUACCAAUGGAACAAGCUCCAGCAAAGGCACCAGCCACAGCAAAGGGCAGCGGAGUUCCUCCUCCACCUACCACCGCCAGCGCAGGCAUAGCGACUUCUGUGGCCCAUCCCCUGCACCCCUGCACCCCAAGCGCAGCCCGACCAGCACGGGGGAGACGGAGCUGAAGGAGGAGCGCCUGCCAGGCCGGAAGGCAAGCUGCAGUGCCGCAGGAAGUGGGAGCCGAGGGCUGCCCCCCUCCAGCCCCAUGGUCAGCAGUGCCCACAACCCCAACAAGGCAGAGAUCCCAGAGCGGCGGAAGGACAGCACGAGCACCCCUAACAGCCUCCCUCCCAGCAUGAUGACCCGCAGAAACACCUACGUUUGCACAGAACGCCCAGGGGCUGAGCGCCCAUCCCUUUUGCCAAAUGGCAAAGAAAACAGAACUUGAGAGAAGCCCCAGAAUGUCACAGCUUCAACAUCCUCUGGUUGGCUGGGUUUCAAACCGAUUUGCCUGAGUCUGUUCGGUCUCUUUCAGCUGGCAAGUGAGGGAAACCAGUGCAGACUGGCUGGAGCAUAAAAAGGGAAGGAAUUGGUUCCCAUCACAGUUCAAGUCCAGGAGUGGGGCAGGCUUCAGGGUAAUGACCCUCCCGCCCACCAGGAGGACUGUAGGGCAUGACACCGAGGUGCACUCUGGGAAGCACCUGAUAAAUGGAUGCGGGUGUUACUCUUGGUGGAGUUGGGUAAUGGAAUGGUUGAGACCAGUGAUUCUGUGUCUCCUCAGCUCUUGAGUUUGCAUCUUGCCUGACACUGCUUGCAGAGUGACCUUCAGCAAGUGUCUGAGCCUCUGUUUCCUCCUGUGUAAGAUGGGGUUGAUGUUCUCUGCCUCCAGACCCCAUUAGAGGGAUCCAGUGGAGAUCAAAUGUGUCCUGUGCCUGGCACAGAGUCUGAGACACAGUGGGCAUUCAAUAAGCAAGAACUUUUUUGUGGUUAUUAAAUUAAAAAAAGUAAUAGCUAACUCUUAUCAAGAGAUAACCGCAAAGCACUUCUGUUAGUAUGGUAGCUGGUUGAAUCCCCCUAACAAUUCUAUGAGGUCGAUCCUAGUAUCUCCAUUUUACAGCUGAGGAAAUGAGGCAGAGAAGUUAAGUAAUUUGUCCAAGGCUACACAGCUGGUAAGUCAAGGAGCAAAGAUUCCAGACUGACUGCUGUACUUGUAACCACUGUAAUAUAUGGCCUCCUAUGUAUUCUGGCCAAGAGACAGUGUAUAGUCAGUGUAUAGAUCCACUGCUGCAAUGAAGGGACCCCCAGAGUGCAGUGGAUGAGAUGGAGAUUUAGUCCUCUAUGAUGUAACUAGCAAGAGGUAGGAGGCAAGUUCUUCCAAGGAUUCAGGUUGAUUCUGCCCAUCCUAACAUGAGGCUGCAGCUCCUGAUCUGAGGCCACUGCUCCAGUUUCUACCAUUUCCCAACCAGCAAGAAGAGUGGAAAGAAAGUGGAGUGCAAACUGCAUUCUUUUUUAGAGGCCUGACCCAGAAAUGGUACAAAGCACUUCUGCUCAUAUCUCAUUGGCCAGAGCACAGUCACAUGACCACCUCCUAGCUGCAAAGGAGGCUGGGAAAUGUAGUCUCUGACUCAGCAGCCAUGUGCAAUUCUCAUACUCUAAGGGGUUUGGUUACUAAAUGUCAAACAAGGAGGAUGGAUUCUGGGGGAGAGGUAGUAGCAUCUGUCAGUCCUUGUUUAAGAUCUAGGCUCGUCCUGGGGUCCCUGGAAGGAUAGAAAUUGGAAAUCUGACUUGUGCUACCAGGACUGGGAGGGUCAGAGGGGUGGAGGAGGGUCCUGGGAUAGUAGAGCCACCUCUGCCAACACGGCAUCUUGAGAGAGUUAGGAAGAGGGUUCCUUCCACUUUAUUUUCACCUAUUGAAAAAUUUUUAUAAUGAGUGUAGGUCCCUUUGAUGUUCACAUCUGUUCCUUUCCCGUGUUUGAAUAAUGAAAGUUCAGAGAGCCAA